Messenger RNA from Sordaria macrospora k-hell, 3456 nucleotides. RefSeq lists its product as uncharacterized. Gene Ontology annotation, biological process: nitrate assimilation. NCBI's taxonomy places the organism in Eukaryota, Fungi, Ascomycota, Sordariomycetes, Sordariales, Sordariaceae. Gene Ontology annotation, molecular function: nitrite reductase [NAD(P)H] activity; heme binding; NADP binding. The record is from RefSeq and is a predicted model, not a curated record.
AUGGCGAACACAACACCAGAUAUGGCUACAAGCCCCAGUUCAAGCCCAGGUUUGACACCUCGAAAGAGGAUAGUAGUCGUUGGGUUGGGUAUGGUUGGUAUUGCUUUCAUCGAGAAACUCAUCAAACUCGAUACCCAACGACAGUACGAAAUCAUCGUUAUCGGCGAAGAACCGCACGUAGCCUAUAACCGCGUGGUACAAACCCACCUCGCCUCUUCAUCCCUAACCCACCACCUCUCCACCACCGCCCUCGCCCUUUCUCCCCAAAGCAAAACCCUCACAAUUUCCCCACCACCAUCCACGCCCUCCCUCGCUACCCUCUCCUACGACCACCUCAUCCUCGCCACCGGCUCCCGCGCUCUCCUGCCUACCUCCACACCAGGCCAUGAUGCGCAAGGCGUUUUCGUCUACCGCACCAUUUCUGACUUGCAAAAUCUCAUAACAUGGUCAGCCAGCCCAAAAAUCAAGGGGUCAACCGGUGUAGUCGUGGGCGGUGGCCUACUAGGUCUGGAAGCAGCCAAAGCCUUGAUGGACCUGGAAGUUUUCGGCCAUGUGGUAGUCAUCGAACGCAACGGCUGGGUCUUGAGUCGGCAAAUUGACGCAGAAGCCGGAAGCCUGGUCUUAGAGGGUGUCAGAGCGUUGGGCGUCGAAGUUCUGACCAAACGCCGAGUAAAAGAAGUCGAUACAACCGACGACCAAGCAGGGGAGGUCGGCGCAAAAGUGGUGAAAAGCAUCACCUUCGAAGACGGCGACUACCUCCCCUGUUCAACAAUCUGUUUCGCCAUCGGCAUAAAGCCCCGCGACGAACUAGCACGGCAAGCAGGCAUCGAGUGUGCGGAAAAAGGAGGGGGAGGGAUUAUGGUUGAUGACUCCCUCCAGACCAGCGCUUCAGGCGUUUACGCCAUAGGCGAGUGCGCCAGUUGGCAGCGGCAGACGUUCGGGUUAAUCGGCCCUGGCAUCGAGAUGGCGGAUGUGCUGGCUUUUAACCUCACUCAAGCGCAUUUGCACACUCCAAGGGUAUUCAAGCGACCAGACCUCAGCACCAAGCUCAAGUUGCUGGGUGUAGAAGUUGCCAGUUUUGGGGAUUUCUUUGCUGACCGCGAUGGACCGAAGCAUCUCCCGCCGAAGGUGAAGAGGGAGUUGAAGAAAACGGGCAAAGAAGCGGAGGUUAAAUCCUUGACGUACAAAGACCCUUUUCAGUCGAUUUACAAAAAGUACAUCUUUACGUCCGACGGGAAGUACCUUUUGGGUGGUAUGAUGAUAGGUGACACGUCGGACUACGUGCGUCUUGUCCCGCUGGUCAAAACACAGAAAGAGCUGGAUAUUCUCCCUUCACAGCUCAUCUUGGGAGCAAAGAAAUCCGGCGAUGACGGAGACAACGACUUACCAGACGAUACCCAAAUCUGCUCCUGCCACAACGUCACCAAAGCUGAUCUCGUCAACCCCCUGAAAUCCGGAGAAUGCACCUCCUUGGGAGACCUCAAGUCUUGCACCAAAGCCGGUACAGGCUGCGGCGGAUGCAUGCCACUGGUUACCUCAAUCUUCAACCGCACCAUGACAUCGCUGGGAACCGAGGUCAAGAAUAACCUUUGUCCGCACUUCCCGCAGUACUCAAGAGCGGAUUUGUAUAACAUCAUCUCCGUCAAGCAGUUGCGGACUUUACCGGAUGUUAUGCGUGAAGCUGGCGCUGGCUCCGACGCUGAAAGUCUAGGCUGUGAAGUCUGCAAACCAGCCAUCGCUUCAAUCUUUGCUUCGCUGUGGAAUGACCACGUUAUGAGUCCUGCUCAUCACGGGCUGCAGGAUACUAAUGAUCGGUUUAUGGGUAAUAUCCAGCGCAACGGAACCUUUUCUGUCGUGCCGAGGGUAGCGGCCGGGGAGAUCACGCCGGAGAAGUUGAUUGUUAUUGGAGAGGUAGCGAGGGAGUAUAAUCUUUACACGAAGAUCACGGGCGGGCAAAGGAUUGAUAUGUUUGGUGCACGAAAACAGGAUUUAUUGAAGAUCUGGAAGAAGUUGGUGGAUGCGGGCAUGGAGAGCGGGCACGCGUAUGCAAAGAGUUUGAGGACGGUGAAGAGCUGUGUGGGCACGACGUGGUGUCGAUUUGGAGUGGGUGAUAGUGUGGGCAUGGCGGUGAGGUUGGAGGAGAGGUAUAAGGGGUUGAGGGCGCCGCAUAAGAUUAAGGGGGGAGUGUCUGGGUGUGUAAGGGAGUGUGCGGAGGCGGGGAAUAAGGACUUUGGUCUAAUCGCCACCGACAAAGGAUUCAAUAUCCUAAUAUGCGGCAAUGGUGGCACGACACCCAAACAUUCCAUCCUCCUCGCCAAAGACGUGCCUCCCACAAACGUCAUCCCCAUCAUUGACCGUUUCCUCAUGUUCUACAUUCGCACCGCCGACAAACUCCAACGCACUGCUCGCUGGCUCGAAGCCCUGCCAGACGGCAUCGAUUACCUCCGCGAAGUCAUCCUUGACGACCGGCUCGGUAUCUGCGCCUCCCUCGAAGCCCAAAUGCAAGAGUUGGUAGACAGUUACUUCGACGAGUGGGCCGAAGCCAUCAACAACCCGGCUAUGCAAGAGCGGUUCAAGCAGUUCGCCAAUACUGACGAGGGACAACCGCCUAUGGAAGUAGAGAUUGACCGUGGACAGGAAAGACCGGUGAUGUGGCCCCGGGAAGACGAAGGCGGUUCAGCCAAGACGGACUUCAAGGAAUUGAGAGAUAAGUGGACGUCAGCUACUUGGCAACCCGUUCUCGAAGUGUCGUACUUCAAGGGAGCAGACGACUUGCCCAACGGUAUCAGCGCCAGCAUCAAGCGCGGUGAUACCCAGCUUGCUGUCUGGCGGAUAAAGGGGAAAUAUUACGCUUCGCAGCAGAUGUGUCCUCAUAAGCGCACUUUCGCUUUGUCUGACGGUUUGGUCGGUACCGAGCCGUCGGCAUCUUCUUGCUCGGAUGCCGCACUCGCACUUCCGCCGUCACCACCUAGUACUCCUCCGUCUUCAUCGCCGUCUACAUCCCCGCCCCAUUCUCCCACCUCUGCAACACAACCCACACCAUGCUCCUCCAAGCAACAAUACCCCUCACCUUACAUUUCCUGCCCCUUCCACAAGCGAAACUUCUCUCUCACUUCCGGGUCCUGUAAGAAUGAUAGCGAGUUGUCCAUUGCCACUUUUGACGUUGAAGAACGAAAAGACGGCAUGGUGUACAUCAAGUUGCCGCCUGUCAAAGAACUGGACAGGGAGUUGGGGACGAAGAAGUGGAUGGUCAAAAAGGGCGAAGCGGGUGAGGGGCAGUUUGGGGAGUUGGAUGAGUUGACUAAGAGGAAAGGAGCGGAGGGGAAGAAGGGCAGGAGGGGAAGGAAGCCUGGUGCCAGUGAGGCAGGAAAGGGGGUUGGGAAGAAAUUGGUUGAGAGCGUUGGUAGUGGGGGUGGUGGGGGUGGUGGGUGCGGUGGACCUGGGUUGGAGUGGUGA